Clarias gariepinus (North African catfish) is the source of this 1644-nucleotide messenger RNA. It is a transcript of the gene tsnax, whose product is annotated as translin-associated factor X. The transcript has 6 exons. Gene Ontology annotation, molecular function: sequence-specific DNA binding; RNA endonuclease activity; RNA binding. NCBI's taxonomy places the organism in Eukaryota, Metazoa, Chordata, Actinopteri, Siluriformes, Clariidae. Gene Ontology annotation, cellular component: cytoplasm; nucleus. The record is from RefSeq and is a predicted model, not a curated record. Bases 430 to 1284 code for a protein of 284 amino acids.
ACAACGCGCUCGCGUGCUUUCCCACUCUAUACGGUGCAUUUUAACUGAUCUCGUCGUCUUCUACGUGAUGUUUUUCACGUGUGUAAUAAGUAUAAAAUUGCCCAUGGUUAUGCGAACGCAAAUAUCAUUUUUGGGUAAACGCUCGCGGUAAGAAAACCUUAAAUAACAGUACACCAGUCAACAUAGGGUAUGUUGUUUGUAGGUUUCACGAGCUGUCAAUCUUUAUCAAGGAACACAUGCGUUCAUUUUGUUUGUUUGUUUGUAUGUAUGUGUUUAACCAAUACACAUCGCCCUUUAACAAAUUAAAAGAAUAUAUAAGAAUCUUAUACAUAAACUCAAACUUCUCAAACCUCCAGUAUUCAGUUCAUGCAUAUGCAUAACGUGUAGGACACAUUAGUUUGCUCUUUAAAGUAUUUGCUGUCAAGGAAAAUGAAUAAAAGAGAAGGCGACGCGUGUGCCCGAAAAAGGAAAACAGAAUUUGCCCUGAAAUCAGGGGAAUAUGUGAAUAAAUCAUCUCUUGUAAUUGAAGCAUUUAAAGUAUUUCAACAAGAACUUGAUACCAGGCAUGACAAAUAUGAGCGUCUGGUCAAACUGAAUAGAGACAUCACAAUUGAGAGCAAGCGGACAAUAUUUCUGCUCCACAGAGUGACAAGUGUACCCAAUAUUGAAGAAGUUUUGAAUGAGGCAGACGUCAGGCUGGAUGGUGUGAGGCUGAAGAUUGGUCACAUAGCUGAGGAGCUUGGAGAAGAUGAUCUCUAUCAGUUCCACAAAGCGUUCAUGUCAGGCAUUCAGGAGUAUGUAGAGGCAGUGUCCUUCCAUCAUUUCAUCAGGCACCGUACCUUGAUCAGUCUGGAGGAGAUAAAUGCCCGUCUUGUAUUCAUGAGAGAUGAAAAGAUGGAAACAAAGGUUUGUGGCAAAGGUUUGUGCUCAGGAGCCUGCGUGUUGACUUUCCAAGUUACACCAACUGACUACCUUUUGGGUGUGGCUGAUCUGACUGGUGAGCUAAUGCGUAUGUGCAUCAGCAGUGUUGGAAAUGGUGAUGUGGACACACCCUUUGAGCUCAGUAACUUCCUGCGGCAGAUCCAUGAUGGCUUUUCGUAUAUUGGUAACAUGGGCCCAUAUGAGGUUUCUAAAAAAUUGCAUACUCUCCGACAGAGCCUUGGCAAGGUGGAGGAUGCCUGCUAUACACUCAGAGUGCGUGGUUCAGAGAUUCCCAAACACAUGCUAGCUGAUGUUUUUUCAAACAGGGCUACAGUGUUUGAGGAGGAAGAUGGAGCAGUAUAAAGGUUCUAUUUCUCAUUUGUCUGAAAUAUGUAUGUUGCCUAUGGUUGAACCAUAUGUUAUGGGGAAAGUUUUGAGGUCAUACUUAUUUGUUUUACAAGUCCUAGAUGUUUUCCAGCCAUGAUCGCUGUGUUUCUAGAAUGUCAGAACAGAUGUUGACAUGUUCCAACUUGCUUUGUGUUAAUGUUAAGAAAUGCUCAUAAAACUUUUUUUUGUCUGCGAUGUCAUGACUUAAAUGUUAGUUUUUAAUAAUUAUUUAGUGUGUGUAUAUAUAAAUAUAUAUAUCCAUGGCUAUAUACCCUUUUCAGUUUGUGAGAAUAAAGAUCUUGAAUUCAAGGUAGUCAAGUUAAUUUAUUGUAUAUU